Messenger RNA from Diabrotica virgifera virgifera (western corn rootworm), 2371 nucleotides. RefSeq names its product zinc finger MYM-type protein 1-like. The coding region runs from base 497 to 2371 and encodes 624 amino acids. The transcript has 5 exons. The record is from RefSeq and is a predicted model, not a curated record. NCBI's taxonomy places the organism in Eukaryota, Metazoa, Arthropoda, Insecta, Coleoptera, Chrysomelidae.
AAAAAAGUGUAAUUAUUUUUGAUUGAUUAUAAAGCUUUAUUAUCGAUUAUCAAGACCAGUGAACCUGAGCAUUAAAUAUUAAAAAACUAUUUUAUUGUUUAUUAUUUAUUUAUAACGCGACACUCUGCGCGGUGUAAUGUGUCGCAGUACACUACGCUACGCCACUCUAUCCAAGUGAGUCGAAGGGGCGAGGCGGCAGUCUGUAUCGUACGCUACGCACGGGAAAUUUAGUUGUGGGAUCGUAGUAGUUGCUAGCAUUGGCUGAUGGCAGGCGUCUUGUCGCCUUGCCGCUUCCCUCCCCCCACCAACUCCAUCACCGCCACGCGCCAUUGUCAUUCGGUUGUCUGGUCUCAACUCCACGUACUGCAGUCUGUCUAACUGUUUAGGUUUAACGUUUUUGUAAUUUGUUUUGAGCGGAGUAACAUUUUGAAAUUGUAACUUGUGAGUCAGACCUUUACUUCCGAUGUCAUUGAUGCUAUAACAAGCAGCUGUACAAAUGGAUGGACGCAAACGGCUCAGUGGGUGGCAAUACAAAAAAGUAGCCGAAGAGAAGAAAAAAAAAUUGACAGAAGUUGUAAAUAAAACUGCGAAGCUUGAUACAUUUUUUACAAGAAGUAACCUACCAGUGCCACCAGAACCAGUGCUUUUAGAAAGUGUCAAAGAAUUUUGUGAAGUAGAACUAGAAGUAUGUUCCAUAUUAACGCCUUCAGCUUCAACAGCUUCAGCAUCAGUGCCUUCAGCUUUAACAUCAACCCCUCCAGCUUCAGCAUCAGCCCCUUCAGCUUCAACAUCAACCCCUUUAGCUUCAGCAUCAGCCCCUCCGGUUUCAACAUCAACCCCUUCAGCUUCAGCAUCAACCCCUUCAGCUUCACCCUCAACCCCUUCAGCAUCAGCACCUUCAGCUUCGUCAUGUGUUGAUACUGACAAGAUCAAACCAGCUAUAUCCGAAUUAACUUUUGUUGUUGACGAGAUUGAAGAUCAAUUAACAGUCUCUGAACCUGACUCUUCUGUCCAUUUGAAACCAAAUUAUGAUCCUGCUUUAUGGAUAGUGAAUGAAGAGACGCGGGAAUAUUUUGUUAAAAAUGGAUGGAAUCAAAAUAAAGAUUGCGAUUUUAAAAAAUCUGAAAGGCAAUAUCCAGACAGGAAAAGAGUGUUGGCUAAAUGGCUAUUCGACAGAAAACUUGCAAAUGGCGAAAUUGUAAAUAGAGAUUUCUUGAUUUACUCACCAAGUUUAGGCUCUUUGUUCUGUGGUCCAUGCAAAUUGUUUAGUUCGACCUCUACUCAGUUUACUGAAAAUGGGUUCAGUGAUUGGAAACAUGCAUCAGCGAGAAUAAAAGAGCAUGAAAACUCGCACGUUCACUACAAUAGUGUAAUAGUAUACAAACAAAGAGCAGAAGCAGCCGGGAGGAUCGAUAAGCUUCUACAAAACCAAGUGGAAGAAGAAAUAAGGUAUUGGAAGGCAGUUCUCCAGAGAGUGGUGGCCGUAAUAAAAAAACUUGCCUCGCGUGGUCUUGCCUUUAGGGGGACUGACGAAAAAUUUGGUUCUUUUUCAAAUGGCAACUAUAUGAUGUGCUUGGAGCUGAUUGCCGAAUUUGAUCCAUUUUUGAAAGCACACAUUGAAAAAUAUGGGAAAGCGGGUAAAGGCAAACAGUCAUACCUAUCAUCAACCAUUUGUGAAGAACUCAUCGAAAUAAUGGCAAAAACCGUUAUUGAUACAAUUUUGAAUGAUGCUAAGAAAAGCAAGUACUAUUCUAUAAUAGUAGAUUCCACCCCUGAUGUAACACACAUUGAUCAAUUGUCUUUCAUAUUAAGGUAUGUGAAUGAAUUGGGAAUCCCUGAAGAACAUUUUGUUGAAUUUAUGAAAAAUCAAGGUCAUACAGGUGAAGAACUAGUGAACUCAGUGCUUUCUUUCCUACAGUCGAAAGGAUUGGACAUACAAAACUGUAGGGGACAGUCCUAUGACAACGCGUCAAAUAUGUCAGGAAUGUACUCGGGGUUGCAGCCCCUUCCUAACUGUCCUGUUUUUGCCCAUAAAUCGACAGCAAUGACCGAUUAUGGCUCAAAGCCUGCGGGCACAUUCACAGGAGGUUUUUUCCACAACAUCAGAUUGGAAUAUGGAGAUAACAAUGUCAUAUCUUUAAAACAGUGGUCCAAAUUAUGUCACAAAUUAGCGAAACUUGAGGCUAGAAGACUUUUCUUGUUGGAAUGCCGGAGAAGAAAGCAAACAACUACUUUUAUUCAAAACCAGAUUGAUAGAUUAGUUAACACAACCUUCAGAGCAACCAGAGGUUCCGUUAGACGCAGGGUAGACAACUUUGAAUCUCAGGUUCAUGGAAUUCACCUAAAACUAGAUACCAUCAAAUUAGAUUAG